Molecule: messenger RNA, 3521 nt
Organism: Nematolebias whitei (Rio pearlfish)
Lineage: Eukaryota; Metazoa; Chordata; Actinopteri; Cyprinodontiformes; Rivulidae
Gene: crkl
Product: v-crk avian sarcoma virus CT10 oncogene homolog-like
Exons: 3
Coding region: 855-1775 (306 amino acids)
Biological process (GO): positive regulation of ERK1 and ERK2 cascade
Molecular function (GO): protein binding
Source: RefSeq, a predicted model, not a curated record
CGCUCGCACUUCUGGGGGCCUUGGGCGAGAGGAGGACGCGCCGAAAUCAGGGAAAGUUACUCGCUAAAUCGCUCGCCGACCCGGGAGGCUUCGUGAGUUGUCGGAAAUGCACGCGGGAGCUUCGCCGCAGUGAGUCCAGAAUCCUCCUGAGAUGCACGCGCAGCGAGCUAAAGGCUGCCGUGGAAUAAUUUCUCGUGUGAAGACGUGUUGCGGGGCCGCCAUUUUUCUUGCUGUGUUGCCUCUAAAGUCUGCUGCGACCCGAGAGGGGACUGAAAACCCUCUUUCUGUGACGUGUGCCUUAUCGUAAGACAGAAGCAAAAGAGGAUUUAAAGUAUUUAUUUCGUUAGCUGCUACUGCCAACCUUUCGCUGACAUGGAUAUUUAUCAGUUAAAAAAGUGAGGCUACUUUUUUUUUCCGUUAUAACUGACACUGACUGAAGGAGAGACAAAAAAUAUUUUAAAGAAAAGCUUGGCGAUUUCUCAUAAGGCGGAACGAAAAGGAGGAAGCUUCAUUGAUCAUUUGUUGCUUCGGCCCUCGGUUGGUUCUUUUUUUUUGUAAAUUCUCUUCAUUUUGGUUUGCCCUUCCCCGGAACUAUAUUUUCUCAGACCUGCUGAGCUAACGAAAUGUCCCAAAGUCGGAUCAAGUUCGUUGCAGCCCCCUGAAAAGAUUACUUAUUAUCAUUAUUUUUAAUUAAGUCUGCAACGUUUGUGUAGAAAUUACUCGAAAGGGGAAAAAAAAAAAAGGUAACAGGGCGACUGCAUGCCCUGCAUCUUCAGAACACUUUGCUGUGAUAGGCGGACCGGAACCAGGCUUAACGUUUUAUUUUGUUAUUAACUUGUUUUUCUUGAGCGGAAAUGUCCACUGCUCGCUUCGACUCGUCGGAUCGGUCCGCCUGGUACUUUGGACCCGUGUCUCGACAGGAGGCACAGAACCGGCUACAAGGACAGAGACACGGCAUGUUCCUCGUUCGAGAUUCCUCCACCUGCCCCGGCGACUAUGUGCUGUCAGUGUCCGAAAACUCCAAGGUGUCUCACUAUAUCAUCAACUCUUUGCCCAGCAAGAGGUUCAAGAUCGGCGACCAGGAGUUUGAACACCUCCCGGCUCUCCUGGAGUUCUACAAAAUCCACUACCUGGACACGACUACACUAAUAGAGCCAGCUCCCAGGUACACGAGCACCAUUAGCAGUCCCAUCCAGCCCCUGAUUGGUCAAGAUGAGAACCAGGAGUAUGUGCGGACACUAUACGACUUCACUGGCAGCGAUGCAGAGGACCUUCCAUUCAGAAAGGGUGAGGUCCUUAUCAUCCUCGAGAAGCCAGAGGAACAGUGGUGGAGCGCCAAAAAUAGAGAUGGACGCGUCGGGAUGAUCCCCGUGCCCUACGUGGAAAAACUGGUACGACCUCCACCCCAUCCCAGCCAGCCCACGCAUGGAUCUCGCAACUCCAACAGCUACGGGAUUCCCGAGCCCUCCCACACCCUCGUUAACGCCUACGCCCAGCCCCAGACGUCCUCUCCGCUGCCUCCUGGCACACCUGGCGCAGUUAUCAAUCCUCUACCGUCGACGCAGAAUGGCCCUGUCAUGGCAAAGGCCAUUCAAAAACGAGUGCCUUGUGCUUAUGACAAAACCGCUCUCGCUCUGGAGGUUGGUGAUCUCGUUAAAGUGACACGGAUGAACAUCAGCGGUCAGUGGGAGGGGGAGGUGAACGGACGAAGGGGGCUCUUCCCUUUCACCCACGUCAAAAUCAUAGACCCCCUGAAUCCCGACGAGAGUGACUGACCAAUAAAUCCAUGUGGCGCCUCGGCAGUACUGAUGUCUACCUGAGUUUGCUGGCUGUGUCCACCUCUCCCCGCCAGUGUUGCUGUUCUGAGCUUGUCUGCUUGUGGGGUUCCACACGAGCGACCCCGCCCCCCCACCUCUGUUAUUGCCAGCCCUUGCAAGGCUUUCUGGCUGUUUACAGCUGUUGGACAUCAAGGCUGAACUAAAACAUGACCCAGUUUCACUUGGCUCCAUCUUUUGUUUGUUUUUCUCUUUUAGCUGUAGACUGAAUACUUUACUUUGAAAUCCAGAUCACAUCUGUGCGAGUGUGAGUUUUUGUACGUCAAAGUGCAUGUUGUGCGUGUUCACAGUGGAUUUUUACAUUUCACCCCGUGUGUUUUCUCCCUGAAUAUUUCAGGUCAGAAGUUUUUGUUUGUGAAAAUGUGUUUUAUUGGCAUGAGGAUGUCUGUAAGGGCAGUAAACACAGGGGAGUGUGGGGGGGCCAUCAUCCCUAUGGACUUAAAAGAGCACUGAAGACAACGAGGAGCUGACCAGCCAGUAAAAUGAUCAAGUCACUGUUUUACCUUUAAACCAUCAGCGUGCACACGUUGGGUAUGUGGAGCAUCUGAGCUGUUUCAUGUCAAAGAUCACGUCUCGUUUUCUCCUCAUGAUUUAAUUCAUGUUAAUACGUGACAUGACCAUAUGAUGAAUUAUUGUUUCCUGUUUGUGCCAGCUGACCUAAAACAUUUCCCCUUCAUUCUGAGACCAUGUGACUAUGGAGUUUUUGCUUUUUUUUCCCCCCCAAGACUGAUUUAUUUUAUUUUUGUGUGUGUGUGUGUGGGUGGGGGCUAUCAGAACAGAGCACUAAAAGAAAUGUCACCGUUUUAUGUUGAAGUGCCGAGCUUUUAUCUGGUUUGCAAAUGUCAGCAAGUACCAUGAGCCGCUCUUCUAAAAGCAUCCAAGUUCUAGAUAAACGAAAAACGACUUUCUUUGCAUUUGGACUGAAAUACUUCACUUUUCAACCGUACGUCAGGACAAGAUGUCAGUAAGCCAAUGAAAUCCCAUAAAUGCCUUCAGAAUAAAAUAUUUAUUUUCAGCCUUUUGAGUGUGCAAGGUCCCAUCUAACUUUAAAAAAAAAAAAAAUUAGUGCAAACAAAAUCAAGUAGCGCAUACGGGAGUUACUUAUUUUUCAGUGUAAUCACUUACAACCAUACGAUUAAACAGCUGAGCAAGCGUUGCACCUUUCUGCUGUAAACCUAAUCCAUUUUUUUCCCAGUGUCCUUUGGUGCCUACCAAUCCCAUCACAUGUCCCUUUUAUCAUUUUGGUCCAUUUUAAGUAUUUGAAUGCGAGUGAAGUGUUUUGUAAAAGGGAAAAACGCCUGCUAGCUGCCUGUGUGCAUGACCUCUUGGCCAGGGAGAGGCUUCCCGGUCAAAUGCUGCUUAUCCUCAUUUAUCUCGUUCAGUAAAAAGUUUCUCAGAUUUUAAUCCUAGCUGGUCUGCAAACGGCUCAGAAUAGGUUUAACUUGUUAAAACGAUUAAAAUCUAAUCGAGCAAUACUCCCCCAUUAGGUCCUUACUCCGGGUGAACUAGUGUUUCUUUUGCUUCAGAGGUUUUGUUUCUAUUUUGCAUUAACAGUAUUACUGUGCUCUCUUCUCAUAUUCUAGGAAAGCCUCACCUUUUACUUAAAAACUGAAUUGUGCCUUUUUUUAUUUUCUUAUACCAUUUCCCAUGGUUAACACAUGUGCUGGUAUUGACCCUUUUCUGUAC